This is a messenger RNA of Pyricularia grisea, 1530 nucleotides long. RefSeq lists its product as uncharacterized. The transcript has a single exon. NCBI's taxonomy places the organism in Eukaryota, Fungi, Ascomycota, Sordariomycetes, Magnaporthales, Pyriculariaceae. The record is from RefSeq and is a predicted model, not a curated record. The coding region runs from base 1 to 1530 and encodes 509 amino acids.
AUGGCUCCGGACAAGGACUCGAAAGUCUACAAGCUUCAUGUCACCAACGCUUUCUCUGGUCAGCUACUUCUUGUUUCCAAAAGGAGCAAGCCAGAAUCAUUUUCUAAAGAAGAACAACCCGCCGCCGACAGCCUCAGCAUCCUUGUCAACGACUCUGGUAGCGAGAUGCAGUCAACAGACAAUGCUGACCUUUCGAGCUCUGAGGGCAUCAGUGAAGAUGAGGGAGCCAAAUGCCUCAAAAACAAUUGCAUCAAGAACAUCAAGCAGGACACAACAAGCGUCAAAAAGCCAGUCAAAAAACCGGUCAGCAUUCUGAAGCCGUCACCGUAUGAUACUGAUGCCAGUGACUCCGACGCGGCCGUCAAGUGUUCCAAGGCAAAUACUACCUUACCCAAGAAAUGUAAGAAGAAGCAGAAGACGAAGGCAGCUACGGAUACCGAGUCCAGCGUCGCCGAAUCAACCGACUCGGUUGACGCACUAUCUGGAGAGUCUACAUCUGCUUCUGAGGGUGAAAGCGUCGAUGCCGCCGCUUCGGUCGCGGAGUCUGGUAAAGAAGAUAGCGACGCCGAGGGGGUUGCAGCUUCAACCGAGCAGAGCGAGGGUACUCAAACUGCAGAGGAUGCAUCUAUCAAUGAGCAGAGCGAAGGAACACAGACCGCCGACGCGCCCUCGGUCAACGAGCAGAGUGAUGGGACACAGACAGCCGAGGACCCUUCGAUAAAUGACAAGAGUGAAGGCACUCAGACUGGUGAUGAUGAAAAGCAAGCCGAGCAGGCCAGACCUACCUCCAAGCCAUCAGCGGCCGGUGAUGGAUGGACUCUCUCAAAGGAUGCCCUCCUUCGCUCAAUGAAGGACGGGGGCGAGACAUGGGCGACGAUCGCGUCCGCUAUUGCCAUGCACAAGAACUCAUGCAAGGCGCGCUGGAAAGAGCUCAGUGCAAAUGGAGACGGAGGUGGUGACAAGAAGGAGGAAAAGGCCAAAGAGAAGGCCGAUGAACAAGGCAAGGACAAGAAUGAUACCAACAAGGAUGACGAAAAAGCUACAGAGGCCGAGGUUGCGCCUACGGCUGCCGUCGAGGGCACCACACUUGCCGACAACAACGUCGCCCCCGGCGACACGACGGCAAAUGAAGCCGAUAACGAGGUCUCCGCGGCCGACAACAACAAGAAUCAGAAGCAGAAAAAGGAGGCCAAGCUGCCUGAAAAAGUCAAGAAGAUGAUGAAGGAGAAAAACAUGGCAAAAGCCACCGCCGGCAGCGAUGGCGGCGCCUCCUCAGCCCCGUCUGGCGGAGCUGGUCGCACGAGGGUGGCGACCUGGCUCGGCAUCCACGGCCCCUAUUAUGCAUCCGUCCAAGUGCCAGAUCCCGCGCCCGGCAACGGCUGGACGGCGGAGGACUGUGCCGUUCUGAGCACCCUGGAGCGCAAGCGCCGAGUCGAGCGCUGGCUGGAUCUACAGGCCAACUUUUACAAUGCUACAGGACGUAUGGUGUCGAUCGAGGUGUUGAAGGACAAGGUUGGAGAUGAGGCAUGA